Molecule: messenger RNA, 261 nt
Organism: Sphaeroforma arctica JP610
Lineage: Eukaryota; Ichthyosporea; Ichthyophonida
Exons: 2
Coding region: 1-261 (86 amino acids)
Source: RefSeq, a predicted model, not a curated record
AUGUGCAUACACCAGUACGGUGGCGACAUCGUGGCGUUUGCGGGAGAUGCGUUGAUUGCGCUGUGGCUGGUGGAAGAGAAGGAAGGGCCUCAGAGCCAGAGCACGUAUAUGGACAAUAUGAAGAAAGCUGCGUUUGCGUCGACGUGGUGUUCGUUGGAGAUACAGCGCACUUUGGGACAGUACGACAGCAGCCCCACAGAGCCAGACCGCUCCAAGAAGGACAUCCUCACCAUCCACAUCACGGCUGGGUUUGGUAGGUAG